Messenger RNA from Lichtheimia ornata, 3141 nucleotides. RefSeq lists its product as uncharacterized. The record is from RefSeq and is a predicted model, not a curated record. Bases 1 to 3141 code for a protein of 1046 amino acids. Lineage: Eukaryota; Fungi; Mucoromycota; Mucoromycetes; Mucorales; Lichtheimiaceae. The transcript has 11 exons.
AUGGCCGCGGAUAUCUCGGAUAAGGCUAUCGGCCCAACAACGGAAAAGCUUUCAAGUACCACCCCAAAUGGUGAUGAUGGCUCGGGGGAUGGAAUGACUCGGACUUUACGGAUGCAUGCGGAACACGAUAGGCAGCAACGACUCGAUUGCCUUACUCAGCAUCGCGAUCGAUUACUUCGGGAAUUAUUCAUCUUAUCCAAUCAACACACCAACGAUGACCAAUUCCUUGCGUUCAUGGAAAAUGGAGAAAAGCUCGACAAUGAAAAGUUGAAUCUUUUUCUUGAACAACACAAGCCUGCGACAACCAAUGAUCAAGUAUCAUCCGCCGACAAACAACGAAUGGCAAGACGUGUACCUCCUCCACCAGAACGCAUGGUUACUCGUGGUGUCAGUGGUGCUAUUCGUCAUCGGAGCGUUGGUGAGAUUUUAUCAGGCUUGGAUCACAAUGGAUCUCGCAAGGAAAAGAGAAGUAGUGGUGGUGAUGCUUCAGGCUUGAUGAUAAAGGCACGACGACCAGCACAACAACAACGAGCUCUCGCUUUGGCAGUAUCACGACGACCUGAUUCACGCAAUUAUCCACCACAAACCUACAAUGGCGUCAAAUUGCAUGAUUUAUCAUCGGAGAAAGAGGCACGCUUGGAUCUCUUUGCAUGGCAACUUCAUGCGAAUGCACAUCCAUUACACAAAGCAGUCCAAACAGCGCGUAAAACGGUUACAUCACAUGAUUGGAUGCUUGCAUGGGAUGAGCUUCGAUCGAUCGAGACAGUGCAAAAGAUUGAAGAGCUGAAAAAGAAAAACAAGUGGAGUUUGAGACAACUCAAGCGUCACAAGACCUUGCCUCGAUCCAAGACGCAUUGGGAUAUUAUGUUGGAUGAAAUGAAAUGGAUGCGUACCGAUUUUAAAGAAGAACGCAAAUGGAAAGUGGCAAUGGCAUAUACCAUUUCAAGGGCUGUGAUGGAUUGGCAUUGGGCUGAGGACAAGUCAACUGUUUGUGUGAAAACGCGUCGUCCACCACCACCAUUACAACAUGAUCAACAAGACGAAACGUUGAAUUUAUUCGAUCGUGCACCAUCCCCUGAUAUGAGUGAUUUAGUCGAUGCCAACGUAUCAAAGAUGAAUAUCGAACCAUCACAACCUACGCUACCUACACCACCACAACAACAAUCAACAACCUCUGAAAAUGAUCCUAUGGCUGUUGAACCAUCAUCACUUCCGCAACCCAUCAUCCAAGCUUAUCGUACAGCCAUUCGCGACCUUGAUCCCAACAUUCCUGUUUACACGCUUCCUAUCGAAGAUCUCGGUUGCUUUGACAUUCACACCCUGUUUCCCGAUUUACUCGCCUAUGAACCUCCCAACAUUGGCUGCGAUGAUCCUUACUUUAAUGAGCUCGAAUAUGGUCGCAUCACUGGAAUUUCUCAGCUUUCUACUCGAAGGAUCGUUAUCAAAAAACCAACUCCACCGCUCAGCAGAAAACGCAAUAUCGAUGGUGAGCAGAUUGCAAUGCCAGAGGAUAAGGUUGAACCAGCUUCGUUAUUACCACGACAUGAACGCUAUGAUCAAUCAUUUUUGGUUUCAGAACUUUUUGCACCACGAAAGAUACGAGAUACACCAGCAGUACAACCACGAGCACCACCACAACCUGGAUCACCACGUCAAUCAUCCGGCUGGACUGAAGAAGAUGAUUUGUGCCUUAUCAAUCAGAUCAUGCAAUUCGGAUUCAAUUGGGAGCUUAUCACCGAUACAUUUAAUGCCGCACGAACUCCCUUUACUGGUGUGACACGAUCAUCAUGGGAAUGUCAUGAACGAUGGAAACAAAAUAACCUCACCACAUUAUCGGGCCAAGUUUCAUCAGCACAAUUAUCAAAGCUUAAGAAGGAUGCGAACAGGAAAUCUCAUCGCCGAUUCGACAAUGCAAAGAGAAGACAACGGCAAUAUACUGUAUUCGAAGCCAUCAAGCAAAGUCAAAAGAAACGUGAAGAGGCACAACGGAGUACGACCAACGCACCCGCUCCUCGAAGUACUAUUGAGACUCAUGGCAUGAAUUCAAGUGGCCAACGACUUCCAUCUGCAAUGGAAAUGAGUGUACACAAGACACAGCGUGAUCGACAAGUAGCACAAAUGAUCCUAGAGCAACGGCAAUUGACUGCAGCUUAUGGAUUAGGAGGAAUACCGGGAUUAGCACGUCCUGCACGACCGCCACAAGUACAGCAGCCGGUUAAUCGGGCAUCAACACCUCAAGCACCUGCAGCUGCUGUUCCUGCUGCUACACCUACCGCUACUAAUGCAGCAUCAGCUACGCCUCGACCACCACAAAUGGCAUCUCCAGCAGGUGCUGCACAAGUAAAUGGUGUGCCUCAGCUCAAUAGAUACCCCAGUGCUGCACAAUUACAACUCUUGCGACAACAACAAAUGAUCAUGGCUGUUGCACAGGCUCAGGCUCAAGCACAAGCACAAGCACAGGCCCAAGCACAAGCACAAAAUGGUGCAGCAGCUGCCAAUGGAACACCUGUACAACGAUUUCCUCAACAAUCAGCACCACCAACAGCCACAGCAGCAGCAGCAGCAUCUCCUCAAACCAAUGCAUCACCUAACAAUGCAAAUGUCAAUAUGCAAAUGAAUCCUUUACUUGUUGCACAACGAUUAAUGCAAAUGGGUUAUCCAAUGCAGCAAUUGCCUCCCGCACAACAAGCACAAUUACAGCGAUACUUUGCUCAAUUACGACCACCGCCUCAUGGUGCAACUGCUACGGCUGCCACUGCUGCUAAUACAGCUCAACAAUCACCUGCACCUGCUGUUCCUCAAGUAUCGGCUGGUUCAUCCCCAGCAGCAACACCAUCCCUUGUGCCAAGCCCAACUCCCGCUCGUAAUGUCCCAUCUCCCCAACAACUUGCUGCUGCUAUGGCUGCCAACAAUAAUAACAACAACGCCAAUCUCUCAGCGGCAUUACUUGCAGCUCAACAGCAACAAUUCCAAAGACUUCAGCUACAGCAUCUACUUCAAAUGCAACAAGCUGCAGCUCAACAACAGCAACAACAACAACAGCAGCAGCAGCAGCAACAGCAGCAACCUGUGCCUCAGCAACAACCACCACAACAACAACAUCAACAACCAUCAUCCGAAAAUACACGAUCACAGGAAUAA